Xenopus laevis (African clawed frog) is the source of this 1681-nucleotide messenger RNA. Its product is annotated as thiamine transporter 2. Lineage: Eukaryota; Metazoa; Chordata; Amphibia; Anura; Pipidae. The coding region runs from base 108 to 1517 and encodes 469 amino acids. The record is from RefSeq and is a predicted model, not a curated record. The transcript has 5 exons.
CCACUUGCAGAACCUUUUUAGCAGUACCCUGUCUGCUCAGCACACUCCGCACAGGUAACAUCAGGCAAUGUGUAUGGGACGCACAGAAAGUCAGCAGAUAAGGAGCUAUGGCAGGGUGCUGCAAGCAAUACACCGAUGGCUGGAAAUAUCCAACAAUUCUUCUCUGCCUCUUUGGAUUUUUUGUGAAUUUGAGAGCUGUGGAACCAUUCUUUGCUGCAUAUCUUAUAGGACCACAUCACAAUCUGACAGCUGAACAGGUGUCAGCCUCUGUGCUUCCAGUGUGGACUUACAGUCACCUGGCAUUGUUGCUUCCAGUAUUCCUGCUAACAGAUUACCUGCGUUACAAGCCAGUCAUAAUCCUGCAAGGCCUCGGAAUCAUCAUCUCGUUGCUUUUAUCGUUGCUAACCCAUGGUGUUCCAGCAAUGCAAGUGAUGGAGUUUUUCUAUGGCAUAUUUACUGCCUGUGAUCCGGCAUAUUACGCCUACAUCUACAGUGUGGUUGACAUUGCACAUUACCAGAAGGUAACUGGUUACUGCCGGAGCAUAACACUGGUUGGUGUUGCCCUUGGUGCAGUGAUUGGACAAUUGUUAGUCUCCUUGGCAGGGAUCUCAUUAGUCUAUCUCAAUGUAAUCUCAUUGACAUCAACCUCGAUGGCUUUUUUGUGCUCUUUGUUUCUUCCCUUACCCAGUAGGACUAUGUUUGUUCACAGGAAGAUGGCUGGAGACACUACAAAUAUAUUAUCCAAAGAGAUGGAAUCUCCUCAUUCAGAGCAAAUACAGAGUGUGACUAUUACAGAAACUGAGAACAAAGGCAGUAAUCAAUGCCUCCAGUUACUAUGGCGCCUGGGUAAAGAAAUGAAAGACUGUUACUCCUCUAAGCAAAUCUUGUACUGGUCCUUGUGGUGGGCAUUUGCAACAGCCGGAUAUAGUCAAAUUAUAAAUUAUGUGCAGCUUCUAUGGGAACACAUAGAACCUUCUCAGAAUUUUGCUUUGUACAAUGGCGGAGCUCAGGCCAUAUCCACAUUUCUUAGUGCUGUUUUGUCUUUCUUGGUGGGAUAUGUGAAGGUGAACUGGGAUGUGUUUGGAGAACUGGCUCUUACCAUUUUCUCUGCCAUUGACGCUGGAGCCAUCUUCAUCUUCAUGGUUUACAGCAGAAAUAUCUGGAUGUGCUAUGCUGGAUUCAUCAUAUUCAAAUCCUGUUACAUGCUUCUCAUUACCAUUGCAACGUACCAGGUUGCUGUUAAUCUGAGCAUGGAACGUUAUGCACUGCUCUUUGGCUUUAACACGUUUGUUGCACUAGUUCUUCAGACAAUCCUGAUUCUUAUUGUGGUGGAUCCUCGAGGCCUGGCCCUGGACAUUGUCACACAGUUUAUCGUGUAUGGAAGCUACUUUAUUGUUAUUGCUGGGAUUUUUCUUGUAAGGAGCAUGUACCUCUUGAUACCCCUGUACUGCAAGGGGCCAGUCAAUCAGCUACAAAGUGCAAUAAAAGCUAAAACUCAUCAUUAUGGGAUAAACUGAUGACUCUUCAUCUGCCUGAACCAAUACUGUGCAUACAAGGAUACUGCAAGAAACCACUGGGCUUGCAGGCACUCGAGGAGGGCUGCAAAAAUCAAAGUUAAAAAAAGUGUUUUUUAGAAAAUUACAUUUAAAACUUCAGUAACUCCACUGACUUACGCAUUUUG